Molecule: messenger RNA, 916 nt
Organism: Neohortaea acidophila
Lineage: Eukaryota; Fungi; Ascomycota; Dothideomycetes; Mycosphaerellales; Teratosphaeriaceae
Exons: 4
Coding region: 181-867 (228 amino acids)
Molecular function (GO): oxidoreductase activity, acting on the CH-OH group of donors, NAD or NADP as acceptor
Source: RefSeq, a predicted model, not a curated record
CCUUCCCGCGCUCGUUUCCUUCUCGUUCCACGCCAGCGCAUUCAUCUAGCGCAUCAAUGGAAGCCCAAGACGGCUUUCGGGUAUCCCGAUGACCUCAUACGUACCCCAGCCUUAACCCGUGUUUAUUCUUCUCCUCGUGUAUAUCCAACUCAUUCAAUUUCAACAGCACAUACAGUCAAUAUGCCACUUGCAGUAGUAACAGGAGCCGGCAGCGGCAUCGGCCACGCCUUCGCGGAGAUUCUAAUCCAAGAGGGCUACGAAGUCCACGCCGCCGACCACGAAGUCACCGAAAAGCUCCAAGCCCUCCAAUGCCGCCUGCACAAACUCGACCUGCGCUCCCCGGACUCCAUCACAGCCUUCGCGCAGCAACUCGAAGGCAAGCGCAUCGACGUGCUCCUCAACGUAGCGGGCGUCAUGGUGCCGCGGCAGCAAGACGCCCUCGACACCGUCACGCCCGAAACUUUGCAGCGCCUCUUCCAGACGAACGCGUUUGGCCCGCUGCUCCUCACGCAAGCGCUGCUGCCGAACUUGGUCGCGAUGCCGGGGUCCGUGGUGGGGAUUGUGAGUAGUCGUGUGGGCAGUAUUGGGGAUAAUGAGAGUGGGGGGAUCUAUGCGUAUCGCGCGAGUAAAGCGGCGGUGAAUAGUAUUGGCAAGAGCAUGGCGAAUGAUUUGAAGGAGAAGGGGAUUGUCGUGGCGCUGUUGCAUCCGGGGUUUGUGAAGACGAAUUUGAAUACCGGGUCGGAGCAUCAUCCUGACAGCGUGGAGCCGGAGGAGGCGGCGAGGAAGUUGUGGGGCGUGUUGAUGAGCAAGAGUAUUGAGGACACGGGCAAGUUUUGGCAUCGGGAGGGGAAUGAGUUGCCUUGGUAGAUGGCGAGGCGACAAAGAUGGGGUGGAAAAGCAUUGGUUAUAUCUGCUU